Morus notabilis is the source of this 2089-nucleotide messenger RNA. RefSeq names its product FAD synthase. Lineage: Eukaryota; Viridiplantae; Streptophyta; Magnoliopsida; Rosales; Moraceae. The transcript has 17 exons. Gene Ontology annotation, biological process: FAD biosynthetic process. The record is from RefSeq and is a predicted model, not a curated record. Gene Ontology annotation, molecular function: FMN adenylyltransferase activity. The coding region runs from base 221 to 1756 and encodes 511 amino acids.
AAAAAAAAAGAAAAAAAAAACUUUUUUUUCUCUCUCAGAUAAACAAUCUGUGGCAUCUAGAAAACACGCUUAUAUAUAUGACUCAAAAAUAUCCCUGUUUCAGUUUGUUUUGAAGAGUUGAGAAUCUUUUUGCCAUAAAAAUCUUAUACAUUUCAGCUUUUUUGCGUCUAUUGUUCUCUCUCAAGCUUGGAAAUCGCCGGUGAAGACUAUUCCAAGGGUGAUGGAGAUUGAUAAAGCAAUCAGAGAAAGUGAUGAUCGAUGGCUGAAAACAAAGUACAAUAGAGCCAUCUAUGUUAUUCAGAGAGCUCUGGCUCUUUACUCGAUCGAAGAAGUUGCCUUUAGCUUUAAUGGCGGAAAGGAUUCUACAGUUCUGCUGCACCUACUUAGGGCUGGCUACUUUUUGCAUAAAAGGGAGCAGAAUUGUGCCAGUGAGGAUCCAAAGGAUUUCCCUAUCCGAACAAUAUAUUUUGAGAGCCCAUCUGCAUUUCCUGAAAUCAACUCUUUUACUUACGAUGCUGCUGCUAACUAUGGUAUGCAAAUGGAUAUAAUUCGGUCAGAUUUCAAAUCUGGUUUGGAGGCUUUAUUGAAGUCUAAACCAAUCCGUGCCAUUUUCCUUGGCGUCCGAAUGGGUGAUCCUACAGCGGUAGGCCAAGAACAGUUCUCCCCUAGUUCGGUAGGAUGGCCUCCUUUCAUGAGAGUGAAUCCUAUCUUGGAUUGGUCGUACAGAGAUGUUUGGGCAUUUCUCUUAACAUGCAAGGUCAAAUACUGCAGUCUUUAUGAUCAAGGUUACACAUCUAUUGGGAGCAUUCAUGACACAGUUCCUAACGCAUUGUUGUGCAAUAGUAAUUCCUCGAGCAGUGAAGAAAAAUUUAGACCGGCGUAUUUACUCUCUGAUGGAAGAUUAGAGAGAGCUGGUAGAAUAAACAAAUUUUCUUCUUCAGUUUGUGGGAAAUCACCUGCCCUUAGCAAUGGCCUAAUCGCUGGGGAUUUGCAUAAAAAUAGGUUGCUCACAGCUUCAGUCAUCGCUGUGGGGGAUGAGAUCCUGCUCUGCACUGUUGAGGAUCAAUUGGGGCCUUCACUGUGUAAGAAGCUCCAUUCUAUUGGUUGGUCGGUAUCACAAACUACUGGUGUCCAGAAUGAUGUAGAUUCGGUGGCUGAAGUAGUUGAAAGGAGAAGCUCAGCUAGUGAUUUGGUAUUUAUAUAUGGAGGGAUAGGCCCACUUCAUUCGGAUGUUACUUUGGCUGGUGUCGCAAAGGCUUUUGCCGUUCGUCUGGCUCCUGAUGAAGAAUUUGAAGAAUAUCUGAGGCAGGUCGUAGGUGAUUACUGCCCUGGCGAUCGUAACGAGAUGGCCCUAUUACCUGAAGGUAUUACCGAAUUGUUGCAUCAUGAAAACCUGCCUGUGCCAUUGAUCAAGUGUAAAAAUGUGAUUGUCCUCGCUGCAACAAAUUAUACCGAGCUGCAAACACAAUGGGACUGUCUUAUCGAACUAUCGAGAUCCAGUGGUGUGUUAGCGGUGAUGAAACCGUAUGUUUUGAGGAGCUUGACAACAAGUCUUUCUGAUGUGGCAACUGCUAAACCGAUUUCAAAACUUUGCCUUGAAUUUCCAGACCUUCACAUCAGUUGUUAUCGCGAAUCUCUUUAUGGACCUCUUGUAGUUAGUUUCAGAGGCAGGGACCAAGCGCGGAUUGAAUUGGCCGCGGAAGCAUUGCGCAAGAAAUUCGAACCUGGAGCAUUCGCUGAAAUUAAUUCAAGUUGAUAAUUCUAGCUUCCAAUGGAACUGUUGGCUUCUAAGUUUCGUUUCAUUUUCACACCCCAAAAGUUGUUUGGUUCAUUCUCAUGAAGUAUAUUCCUCUCAAACAUGAAUUUGGGGUGAGAGGUGAGAAAGAUCAUUGCAAAUGAAAAGUGGGAAGAGAGAAAAAGAAAGAUGGAAGAACAAAAACAUGCAAAACUAGAAUGCUUCAUGACUGGGCAAAAGCCCUUGAGAAAAAAGGAAGGAUAGCAUUUAACAGCAACACCUUUGUCAUGAUGCACAAGCACACAAAAGACUUGUUUUUUCUUUUUCUGGACUAUUUUUUUGAAAUAAAAUCAA